Scomber scombrus (Atlantic mackerel) is the source of this 3971-nucleotide messenger RNA. It is a transcript of the gene atf7ip, whose product is annotated as activating transcription factor 7 interacting protein. Gene Ontology annotation, biological process: regulation of DNA-templated transcription. The transcript has 14 exons. The coding region runs from base 634 to 3525 and encodes 963 amino acids. Lineage: Eukaryota; Metazoa; Chordata; Actinopteri; Scombriformes; Scombridae. Gene Ontology annotation, cellular component: nucleus; transcription regulator complex. The record is from RefSeq and is a predicted model, not a curated record. Gene Ontology annotation, molecular function: transcription coregulator activity; protein binding.
CCGUUGGCUCUGUGAGCUGGUCUCAGCCUCACUGCAGUUUGGUUUCUCCAGGCAGAGGAGCUGCUGCUCUAACACACGUGAAGUACUUCUGCCAGAUCACCCAUACAAACCGAUCUAUCACGUCCUGCAGCGAUUCAUGCCUACCUUGCCGGCUUUAGUUAAGGACUUCAGCACGAUCACCGCCGGUCGAGAGGCUGAAAAGACGGAAGGAAAAGAAAACGUCCAGAGCAGACCGUUCGGUGUCUGUCCACCAACCGCCGCCGCCGCCGCUUGUGACGUAUGGUUCUAGAGCGUUUUCUGUGCACGAAGAGGAGGAGUCUAUCCGUGAUUCGAAAGACGAGAGCAGUCGGCUAAGUCGUACGCUGUUGUUGUGGCACAGCUCGCUGUUUUUUCCCGGGGGACUUUGCGCCACACUGAAACCACAUCCUGACCACAACGGUUGUACACAACACGGUCGAGAAGAGUUGUAAAGUCACGGCAGCACAAAAGGAGGCGGAGACAGUCUUUUACUUACCGGGACUGAAAAUCGCGGGAACAUCGCUUGACGACGCAAAAGGCGGUGAGUCGAGGUUGAAUUCUGUUUAAGAACUCUGGUAAAUCCAUGACCAGGAUCCUUUCAGCUUGAAGGCAGCAAUGGAAGUUGUUGUGACAGAGGAGAAGAAGAAGAUUUUCCGUGCUAGGAAAACCAUGAAGAUCAGUGAUCGACAGCAACUGGAGACUCUUCACAGCACUCUGUUGACAGCAACUCCGAGUCUGUCCGAACCAUCUCCGCCACCGCUAAUGAAUGGCACGCACAAAGAGGAUGGACAAAAAGUUGGGGACAAAGAACAAAACAGCAUCUUGGAUUCAAACUCUCCCCAAACCACAUCACCUGCUUCUCCGACCUCUCUGAGCUCUCCUGCUCCUUUCCUGUCCCUAAAUCUGUCCCCCUCUUCUGCCUCUUCACAAAGUCCAAAAGCAAAGGAGGACUCCUCUCCUACAUCGCCAUUCCACUCUAUAAACUUUGAACUGAAAAAGAUGGAGGACGAGGAUGAGGAGGAAGAAAAGAAAGGUUCUCCAUUGCCCUCAUCAAACAAGUCUCCUACACCAGCAUUAACAGAAUCCAAGGAACAGGAGGGAAAAGAGACGAUCCCAGAGAUGGAAAAGAAAAAGGAGGAACAUACCACAAAAGAGGACUCCACUGUGGAUUCUGCCAAAGAUUCUGUUAAAGGUUUAGCUCCAUGUUCUCCUGCGCCACCUUCAGUAUCUGACAGCACAGGACAGAUGGAAACAGAUAGUGACACUACAAAGGCCAAGGAUGCUGAGGCCUCCGCAGCCAAAAUAAGAGAUGAAAAGCCUUCUUCCCCCAAAUCGACCACUUCCGAUUCCUCUCCUCCAUGUCCUCCUUCUUCUUCCCUGGAACUAAAACAGGAAAAGGAAAUAAAAGAAGAGGGGGAUGACAAAGAUGAUGUGAAGAAAGGAACAGUAAAAGAGGAUAAGAUGGAGGUGGACUCAGUGAAUGCGGUGAUCAAAAAGGAAAAAACGGAAGCUGGACAAACUGCAAAGCCAUCUCGGCCAUCGUCCACCCCACCAUCUAACACAGCAGUGCAAGAGGACAAGUGCUCCACUUCAGGACUGAAGCGCACAUUGUCAGAGGGUUAUGAGAAAGAUGGAAAAAGCGUGAAAAGGGAGAGUAAGAGACCCAGGGUGGAGCGUGAAGAGUUGGAAGCACAACUGGAAUUUAAGAUUACUGCAAAAGCUGGCAGUCACCAUAAACUUGAAAAGAUUGUGCAACAGCUAGUGGAUGAACGCUUGAGGGUCUUGGAGCUGACCAUUUUUGACAAACAUUUCCAAGAGCUGAAAGGCAGAGUAGAUAAUAUCGACUGUGCCACGAAACACCAAACCGCCAUUAACACACUUCAAGCCAAGAUAGCUCGACUAGCUAAAAAGUUUGGAGAGGCCAAUCAGGCAUCAGAGAACAAAAGGAAACAGGAGGCCCUCGCUGCUGCUGCUGCUGCUGCUGCUGCUGCUGCUGCUGCUGCUACUGCUGCUACUGCUGCCAAGACUGCAACUGUUGUAAACAAUCCUCAAGCCCAACGGCCGGUCCGGACUUCCAUGGAGUUAAAACAGACUACAGCUACGGUUUCUUUGUCCAACACAGUUGCAAAUUCAGCCCCAUCAGCUGUGCCAGCUGCAGUUCCAACACCAACGUCCACCUCCACAGCCAUAGUUUCACAGGCCCCCAUCCUACAGCUGAUCACCUCCACCUCUAAUGCCGCCAGUACCUUGGCCACUGCCAUCACCACUCAGAGUCCCACAGGCACCCUGCUGCUGAAGACAGCCCCUGGGAGCAGCAUGAUGGCUACAGGCCAGCCGCUCCUAAUCCAGCUGCCUUUGUCAAUGGCUAAUGGCCAGGCGGGAACGCUGGUCAACUUCCCUGUCUCCUCUUUGUCUGCAGCCAGCUCACUCAACAAGGCCAAAACCACUGCUUCCACCACCACUUUUAUCCUCAAGCCUGCUCCCAUCACUACCACUGCAGCAGCCUCUACCCCCGUUGUUGCCACUGUCCCAGCGCUACAGGCCUCCACUGGCCAGAUGUCCUCCACUCAGAUCUCUCUUACCCGAACCAUGUACCAGGGGGGAGCUGGCGGGAUAACUACACCCAAUGCUGGUGUAUCUGUGACCACAGCCAGGACUCCAGCUCAGUCUGUCUCUGUAGCCGGAGCUAUGUCUUCAGCUUCUUCACCUGCAACGUCUGGGCCAGCAGCAACAGGUUCCACUGCUCCAGGACCCCCACAAGGGACGUCUCUGACAUCAAAGACAGACAACCAAGCCACGGGAUCCAUUCCAUCCAAAGCUGCUGCUCCCACAGCACGUCCCAAAGGUUCUGUCAUAGAUCUCACUGAGGACGACGAUGAUGUGCAAGUGACAGGAGUGAAGAGUGCCACUGUUGCAACUCCUUCACCAACCCAGCGUCCUCAUCCAACCAUCAGCAUUCCUAACAGUGCAGGAGCGAGGUCGUCUCCUCAAAGCCAUCAGAACCCUCCCAGCAAGCCUCAGUUGACAGUCCACCACCGCCCCCCGCUGGACUCCCCAAUGAAAUCCCGGGCUGUAACCACUGCUACACCAACCCGAGCCUCCAGCAUGGUACUGCCCCCUCUCCCUGCUGCACCUGCACUUCCGCGCUUACCGCCUGAGGCUGAACGCACAUCACAUCCCCAGCAGCCUCAGUUGAAGCUGGUGCCAAGUCAGACCGGUAUUGUGCUGUCCUGGUGUGUGUCAGAAACUGAUCGGACCUGUGCAGCUGUAGAUAGCUAUCACCUUUAUGCCUUCCAUCAAGACAACUCUAACAGCAAUGCAGCUCAGCAGCACUGGAAGAAGAUUGGGGAGGUGAAGGCCCUUCCUCUGCCUAUGGCCUGUACUCUGACCCAGUUCCAGUCUGGCUCCACUUAUCAUUUUGCUGUUCGAGCCAAAGACAUCUAUGGGCGCUUUGGCGCCUUCUGUGAACCUCAGUGCACAAAUGUCAUCAGUUCCAGCUCUAGCUGAACAGUUAAGAAAUGGAAACAGUUUUUUUGCAUUUGAAAGUUCAUGAUGCCUUUUACUUAUUUUUUGUGUUAAGAACCCAAGUAUUGUGCCCUGAACACAUACGGAAUCUGUAAAUAUCUGCAUAACAACUGGACUUAUGACUGACUUGGGAAAAUUGAAGCGGCAAAAUGUUGGUUUUGUCUGUUUAAUGUAUUUUUUGUGACUUACGCUGUUGUAUAUAAUCAAUUACUUUGCCUCCCUACCAAGUCAAAUAUUUAUGUUGUUGACUCCUGUUACUCUGACCCAGAUGUCUUUUGCUUUACUUGAGAAUAGGUGACAGGGACUAUCCAUGUAAACACAGAAUUGCACAGUCAUGUAUAAAUGUGUUGUAGAAUCUGAAUGAUAAUUUUUGUAAGUUUUGUCUGGCAACCAGACUUUGACAAACACAAUAAAGGGUUUUAUUAAAG